Caenorhabditis briggsae is the source of this 699-nucleotide messenger RNA. RefSeq names its product Protein CBR-LPR-1 (gene Cbr-lpr-1). The transcript has 4 exons. Bases 1 to 699 code for a protein of 232 amino acids. NCBI's taxonomy places the organism in Eukaryota, Metazoa, Nematoda, Chromadorea, Rhabditida, Rhabditidae. The record is from RefSeq and is a predicted model, not a curated record.
AUGAGGCUUUUUGAGAAUUAUGCGGCUUCUUGUCGGCCGACGAAUAAGCGAGACUUCAAUAUGGAUCAGUUGGCUAAUCUUCUCCAAUCGUUCCAAAUGGACGAAGUGGCCACCAAACAAUACAACUCGCUGUUUUUCUCAAUGGCAGAUAUGCAAAUCGAGAAGUUCAUGGGAAAAUGGUAUACGGUAGUUGAUUCAAAGGAAGUGCACAAGGAGGAUUGCGGCAUUUUUUAUUGUGAGUUAGUUUUUGGGAAAAUUGAACAAAAACCAUUUUCAGUCGACAUGGUUCUUCAAACCCCUUACACUGCAACAUUCACAUCUAAACAGUACGCUUUUCUGAACAAUGACGUUGUCACAAAUGAGGGUUACGGUAGCAUGGUCGGACCGGAACCUGGCGCAGUUUUGAUUACAACUGGACAUGAAAGGGAUCAGUGUCCAUUUUUCCCAGUCCGAAUCGGUGGUUUAAAUGAUGAGGGAGAGUAUCAAUACAUGAUUUUGAGUACACCACUGAAGUAUCCAACUAUGGUAUUGACAAGAGAUAUGGAACAAUUCGAGACAAAAUGGAAGCGUGAAGUGUAUGAUUUUGUCGAAAAAAAUGGUUUUAUGAGUCCAAUGGCAGCAUUGAAUACUCGUCUCCAUUUCACAGAUACCGAUGUUUGCCGAAAAGUGAAUAAGCUUUAUGAGAAUGGAAAUGUUUGA